Gordionus sp. m RMFG-2023 is the source of this 3266-nucleotide messenger RNA. RefSeq lists its product as uncharacterized. The coding region runs from base 359 to 2959 and encodes 866 amino acids. The transcript has 3 exons. The record is from RefSeq and is a predicted model, not a curated record. Lineage: Eukaryota; Metazoa; Nematomorpha; Gordioida; Chordodea; Parachordodidae.
UGUAAUUGUUUUGUUUUUCUUCCCUUAUUUAUUUUAUUAUAGUGAUUUACUCAAGAAAAAAUGUCCUAACUUGGAAAAUAUAGGGAUUCAAAAUUUAACAGUAAAAUUAUAUCAAAUUCACAAAUAUGGGUAACUUUGCACAUGUUGGAUUACCCUUUAAAAUAGAUAUUAUCUCAAUUUACGACAUAAUGUAAGUAUGAUUAAGAAACUGUUUAUUUUUAUAUAUUCCAGUGUGGAGUUGGCGGUUAAAUGGAGACUCAUGACUAUAGUUGGGUGAGAGCGAAAUGUAAGCUACGACUCCAAUCUUCGGGGUAUAUCGGAGAAAAUCGCGAAACCGCAUGCACCCACUUACCACUCAAUGAAUUCACAUUUUAGACACAGAAGGCAAUCUAGGAACCGCAACGAAGUUAUACCAGCCCGUUUGCUAUUAGAGUUUCUGGCGGAUGUAAAAAUUUCAAUCGUAGAAAGAUUAUUAGGAGAAGAGCCACCAAACCAAGAAACGAGCAAUCAACUUCGUACUGAAUAUGGGAAUGUGGAAAGUAAACUAAAUCGCAUAUUUUCACCGCCUCAAGAUUUUGGGAAUACAAGGAAUACAGAAAAUUUAGAUAAUUCUUUUAAUUCGCGCAACACAGAGAGAAGGCUCCAUGCAGAAAUUCAUCAAAGAAAUAGAGAAACUGGGCAUCGACGUAGACCUAUACAUGUAAGUCCGGAGAGUAGGCGGAAUCCCCCAUUUCCGCCCCCUGAAAAUCCAGGUAUAAACCAAAAUUUCAACUUUCGCAACGAACAUAGAAAGUCACAUCCCGGAAUUCGUCGUAGAAUUGAAGAACCAACUCAUAACCAGAUUCGAACUACCCAUGGAAAUCUUGAAAAUAAACGUAAUAAUCUGUUAUCGUCUCCGGAAAAUUUGGAUAAUUUACGCAAUCAUUUUAACAGGGAGAGAAGACCUCACCAUAAAAUUCCCCCCAAAAAUCAUGAACCUAGUCCACCGUACAGGCCCGAUGACAAUCGACAACCAUUUUCCCUUGAUACUACCUCGGGAAAUCUGUUAGAUAUUAAGAAAUUACUUAAAGGCUUAUCUAUCAACGAUUUGUUAAAACUUAUACGGGACUAUUCGUCGAAAGUUUAUCAAUCAAAGAUUGGUGAUACGCAAAAUAAUAACAUUAAAAAAUUGACCAAAGAGGAUGUGAUUAGGCAAAGUUGUGUAGAUGUUGAUUGGUCAAAGAAAUUUGAUCAAAAGUCGAUUGAUAAUUUGAAUUCCAUCGAUUAUCCGACCAUUAAAAAUUCGCUUUUAUAUUUUUAUAAAAUUGCCCAUCAUUUUAUAGAAGAUACUCUGUAUUAUUUGUCGCUAAAACGAGGGAAAGGCAAGGAUAGUUUCCAAACUCAGGAUGUGAUAUUAGACAUAUCGUUCAUGAGAAAAUUAUUGGCCGAAUACGAAAACGAGCAAAGGUUUAAUAGCCACAAUCCACUCAAUCGCGCUAUUUGGGAAUACUUAUUGCAUUUAGAUGACAUGAUAGAAUAUAAAAGGUCAUCUUGUAAUUAUGAAUUUAGUGAUGGUCAGUCGCGUUUUCCCUCUAAAUUUGAAGGUGGCACUUCACAACCUAAAAACGUUCUACAUCAUAUUCAAAUUAGGGAUCACGAUAAUGAUAACAAGUAUCAUACUAUUGCUCCAAGGAAUCAUUUUCAAGAAGCGAUAAAUUCUUUGCAUCGUCUAAGUAGAAGUAUAGAAUGCAUAAUAAGCAUAAUCGAAAAAUGUUACGAGAAAUAUUUUCAGAGCAAGGCUAAUGACAUAAAUAAUCCGAGAGGUUACAACCUUUUAAUAUCAAUAAAACAAAAUAAUGAAUAUUUAUUAACGAGUUUUGAAUACAUAACAACUUUGAUCAAUAAUCAUAGAUGCAAUCGGGAAGGUAAAAGGUUUCACUCUCUCCACGACCCUCAUAAGAAAGAGCAUUAUCAUCAUCAAUCUCGACAACAGGGGUUGCUGACGCGAGAUGAAACUAUUUUUUAUGAACAAUUGAAAACUAUGCUGACUGUUGUCAAGCGAAUUCAAAUAAGUUUGAAUGAGAACGGGCAUUCCAUUGAAUCAACUUGUCACGACUAUUUUCAACAUAUUGGUAGACAGUUACCUCACAAAGAACGGAAUAAGCUUCAAAUAGAUGAUAAUUAUCACGACGAAGCUCACCAAGUUAUAAAUGCUAUAAACGACAUUUUGCAUUUAGAAAAAGACAAAGGCUCCCAAAAAUACGGCCAACUCACUCAUUUAUUGAAUCAACCCAUUUCAACCUUACUUGAUGAUAAAUCGAAAAGUAGUAGGAAUAGAUAUUCCGAUAUACCUCGCGAAAGGGUUAGAGAUGCUAAGAGCGAAGUAAAAGACAAAGAUAUAAAAAUCAAAAUAAUUGGCAUUCCCCUCCUCAGAAAAAUACGAUUUAAAGAGAGAAGACACCACGAGAAAAAUAUUCGACAAGAAAUAAAACUUGUAGUAAAAACGCCUAUGCCAAAGCAUAUAAAACGUAUUGUAGAAGCACCUAAGCCAAAGCAUGUAAAAAAUAUUGUAGAAGCACCUAAGCCAAAACAUAUAAAACGAAUUGUAGAAGCACCUAAGUUAAAGCAUAUAAAACAUAUCGUAGAAGCCCCUAAGCCAAUAAGACCUAUCAUAACAAAAAUAAGACCACAAAAGAAAAAAGUAAGUUAUAGUCGUCCAAAACAACAAGAUUUUCCUUCAAAAUUAUAUUAUCCUAUGAACUAUUAUCAUGAUAAUUUUGAUGAAUGGUUCGAUUAUUUUCCUAUUGGAUUGAAAAAAAGAGACUUAAGGGGUCUGAAUAAUCAAACUUUUUCACCCCAGACAUUUCAACGAAGAAUGCCGGAUGACCCUAGAAGUGCCGGCUUUGCUCAGACAUUGAUUUCUAUUUAUAAUGAGAUUCCAAAAAGUAUAAAAUACAACGCAUCGAGACAAGUAAAUUAAAACAUUUUUAUUAUAGAUCGCCCAUACAUUAUCGGCAAUAUGGUGCAUAUUCAGACUAUAUUUGUAAUAUUUUAUUAAUUUGUUUGGAAAUUUAUCUAUGUAUUUAACACGUGUUGGAAUACACUUCCGGCUCAAAUAAGAUUUUUCAAAAUUAAAAAAAAAGUAAAGUAGAUGAUUUACACUUAAAAAUAGCCAAAAUCAUUUAUCGAGUGUGUUUUUAAAUUUGAAAAUCUAAUUUUUAUAUAAAGUAUUUUAGUAUGCCUAAAAUAGGUAUCCAAUAAAAUUUCAGAACAUUUGAACAUAAACU